Gasterosteus aculeatus aculeatus (three-spined stickleback) is the source of this 1004-nucleotide messenger RNA. The record is from RefSeq and is a predicted model, not a curated record. NCBI's taxonomy places the organism in Eukaryota, Metazoa, Chordata, Actinopteri, Perciformes, Gasterosteidae.
AACUUACCAGCAGGGAUGAUGACUCAGCCUGUGGUCCUGAUGCCGUCUGUGUAUCAGCAGGGGGUGGGAUAUGUGCCCAUUGCAGGAGUGCCCACGGUCUACAACCAGGGCAUGGUUCCCAUGGCGAUGCCGGCUGCCGCGCCAGCUGUUGGGGUCCAGGAGCCGCCGUGCAGCGAGGAGGACCUGAAGGCCCUGCAGGACAUGUUCCCCAACCUGGACACCGAGGUGGUCCGCACUGUGCUGGACGCACAGCAGGGCAACAAGGACGCUGCCAUCAACUCUCUGCUGCAGAUGGCCGAGGAGCUCUAACUGCAGAACGCUGGCUCACAGCGCGCACACACACAGCAACACACAGACACAGAGCCGUCUUUAUUAGACACCGUCCUUUGUUCGCACACAGACUCAAAGCUCACCCACUCACUGCAGCCCCCUCGGGGGCCGCGCUCUCUGCCGUAGGGGGUGUCGGGGCAGGAGGCGUGAGCUGUUUGAGCCGUGUUGAGUCCACCUUCUGUUUAAUGUUGAGGACCUUUUCCCUUCCAUGUGUCUGUAGUGACCUGCAGUGGACCUGCGGGUCCCCACGUUGCUGUAAAGUGUUUAGUGCGUUCCAGAUGUGACUGACAGUAAGUGAUGUAUUACACAGAGUCCUACGUGGUGGUAAGUGAACACAUGAAGCGAGAGGUUGAGAUUUAGGACUGAAUGUAACAGCGAUCACAUCUCAUUUAUUGCCCAAGUUGUGAUUAAAACCAUUUCCAAUCACUUUAAGGUUCUGAACUUACUCACAUAUUGCCCUGUUGUGAGGCUCUGCAGCGCUUUGGAGACCAAACAUCACGUGUACACGACUGAUUGAUUCCUAACUGGAUGUAACGGACCCCAAAGCCGAGCGCCACACGUUUCGUCUUCUAAUCCUUUAUGCCAAAGCUUUCCUUGGACACGCCGUUCUUUUUUGAUUAAAAAACCACCGGCAUUUCCUUGUGUUGUCUGUAUUAAAUGAAAUAUCAAAGCCA